This is a messenger RNA of Quercus lobata, 761 nucleotides long. Its product is annotated as sm-like protein LSM5. Gene Ontology annotation, molecular function: RNA binding. The record is from RefSeq and is a predicted model, not a curated record. Gene Ontology annotation, biological process: mRNA splicing, via spliceosome. Lineage: Eukaryota; Viridiplantae; Streptophyta; Magnoliopsida; Fagales; Fagaceae. The coding region runs from base 148 to 411 and encodes 87 amino acids. Gene Ontology annotation, cellular component: U6 snRNP; U4/U6 x U5 tri-snRNP complex; Lsm1-7-Pat1 complex. The transcript is spliced from 5 exons.
GAGUAGAAGCCAAUAUAGGGAAACGAAGUCCACUCUAAAACUCUCAGUCUCACCCGUCGAUCACUCAGUCUCAAAACUCUCCACCGUUCAACACCGACUGAUUUCUAGGAGUAACUCUUGAUAAAACUCCAUUUUCGAUCACUCUCCAUGGCCAACAAUCCUUCACAACUGCUCCCAUCAGAGCUAAUUGAUAGGUGCAUAGGGUCGAAGAUAUGGGUGAUAAUGAAGGGAGACAAGGAGCUCGUUGGCACUCUUAGGGGCUUUGAUGUCUAUGUCAACAUGGUCCUUGAAGACGUCACUGAAUAUGAGAUCACUGCUGAAGGGAGACGGAUAACAAAGCUUGAUCAGAUUUUACUAAAUGGAAACAACAUUGCCAUUCUGGUCCCGGGUGGUUCACCUGAUCCAGAAUGAGUGCAGCUAGCCUCUACUCUGUUAUUGAUUUCCUCUUCCUCUACCGUGGUUGGGGUCAGAUUACUCUUCUGUUUUAAUGAGAAUUCUGACCACCAAGAUGCUCUUUUUUCCACCGCUUUGUUAUUCAUUAGUUAUCAUGAUUGUUGGAUAAUGGUGGUGGGUCUAACAAUGAUCAUAGAUUAUGAUGGAUUGUGUUUGUCCUAAUAGUUAGUUUGUAUUGCUAAUCAUAGUUAGUGUGCCAUGAGCUCUACUAUUGCUUUAGAUGAUAUUGUAUGGUUUCAAAGACAAAAUUUAACAUUAUCUGCUGCCAGUUAAAUCAAUGCUAAGUAGACUUCUUUGUUAAUUGUAAU